AGAAUGGGCCACCAGAAAGAGAGAGUGCAUCGACUGAAGAAGGACGCAUGCGCGGAGGGACUCCGCGUGUGCACAAUCUCCGAGAGUGCGCGCGUGCGGCCUCCCCCGCGCAUGCGCCCUUAAUGCGCUUUGAGUUGUCUGUCUCUGUGGCGGUUUGUGGGAGUUUCCGUCAUUGCGCGGAGGAGGAGGAGGAGGAGGAGGAGGAGGGAGGCUGUCCCUGCGGCAUUUGGCGAGUUUAUACAGAAGAGGAAAUGGAUGCAUAAUCUUAUUAAAUAACCAUUUCAUUCAUCUGCAAAGAGGAAUGGACAUUGAAUAGUUAACUGUACAACCAGAAAAUGCUGCAGAGUUUUGGCUGUAGUUAGUUUGGGAAGUGACGUCUUAGAGCAUUUGCUGUUCUAGAAAAAGAAGAGACACGUAGUGUAAAGGGCUCUGGGUGGUAGUGUCUCUACCACCGUGUAUAUUUAUCUGUAUAAAGUGACAAGGGAGGGGGAGAAAGAGAAAGUGAUGAGCAGUCUGCCUGCUGCUUUAACACAAAUAGAGUUCUUGUGACUUCUGUUAAACGAUCUUCCAGCAACACUUCAUAGUUAAAAUUAAAUACUUUUUUAUAUCAAAGUAAAUAAACUUUGGAAUAUUCAAGAUGGGGAAGGAUUAUUAUUCCGUUCUUGGAAUUGAAAAGGGGGCAUCUGAUGAAGAUAUCAAGAAAGCCUACAGAAAACAAGCCCUUAAAUGGCAUCCAGAUAAGAACAAAUCUCCUCAUGCAGAAGAGAAAUUUAAAGAAAUUGCAGAAGCCUAUGAGGUGCUGAGUGAUCCCAAAAAAAGAGAAAUUUAUGACCAAUUUGGAGAAGAAGGUCUGAAAGGAGGAGCUGGAGGACCAGAUGGGCAAGGUGGUACUUUCCGGUACUCUUUUCAUGGAGACCCACAUGCUACAUUUGCAGCAUUUUUUGGUGGCGCAAAUCCUUUUGAAAUCUUCUUCGGUAGAAGGAUGCCUGGCAGCAGGGACACAGAAGAUAUGGAAGUUGAUGGAGAUCCAUUUGGUUCCUUUACUACUUUUAGUAUGAAUGGAUUCCCAAGGGAAAGAAACAGUGUUGGUAGCCAACUGCGUCGUAAACAAGACCCCCCUGUUAUUCAUGAACUCAAGGUAUCAUUAGAAGAGAUUUAUCAUGGUUGUACCAAAAGGAUGAGAAUUUCCCGAAAAAGGCUCAACCCAGAUGGUAGAAGCGUCCGAACUGAGGAUAAAAUACUUACUAUUGAUAUCAAGAGAGGAUGGAAAGAGGGUACCAAAAUUACAUUCCCAAAAGAGGGUGAUGAAACACCUAAUACCAUCCCAGCUGAUAUUGUAUUUGUUAUUAAAGAUAAAAUACAUGCACACUUCAAGAGGGAUGGUUCCAAUAUUGUCUAUCCUGUGAAGAUUAGUUUACGGGAGGCUUUAUGUGGCACCUCAAUUAAUGUACCAACAAUAGAAGGUCGAACCAUACCAAUGACAGUAAAUGAAGUUGUAAAGCCUGGAAUGAGAAGAAGAAUUAUAGGAUAUGGUUUACCAUUUCCGAAAAAUCCUGACCAGCGAGGCGACUUAAUAAUAGAAUUUGAAGUAAUCUUCCCAGACAGUAUAGCUCCAGCUUCAAAAGAAGUACUCAGAAGAAAUCUUCCUGUUUCGUAAGAAACUUGGUGAACUAACUGUUCCAUGAGUACACUUCAGACUGAAGACUUUCAGGUUUAUGCUGUAAACAUGCAAUCUAUAACUGUGGAACUUUUAUUUUUUGUUUUGGGUGGGGAAUUAUGCCAUGCUGCAUGAAAAUAGGAGGGACAGUACAGAAGACUUUGUAAUCAAGUAUAAAGCUAAAACCACUUGCUGUGUACUGGGUCUUCCAUUUCAGAACAUUUUGUUGAAUAUUUUGCUUACAUAUAAAAACAUAAUUCUGAGGUGGGAGAACACCUCUGUGCAUAUACUGUAUCAUGAAGUGCUUGACUUUCAAAAGUCCUUUAUUUCAGAUAUUUCUUGAUCUUUUUGUGAGGUAUUGUAUUGCAGUAUCAAAUCACAAUUCAUGAUAGGAAUCUAUGUAGGGUUUGCAAUAUGUAUGUUGUGUGUAUGCCCACAGGCUUUGUUUACAUUGCACAUAGCAGAAAGUGGAAAAUCUGGAAAUUUUCAUGAAUCCCAGGGAACCACAAAGUUCUUCCUGCAGUGUUCUAUAAGUUCACAGAUUUCUUUUCUUGGCAUUUUUCAGGAGUGGCCGGAUAAAAAACAGAAACCCUGUUCUAUGGCGUGCUCAUUUAAACCUAGCCAAUUUAAAGAAGGAAGUAGUUGUUUUAAUGCCUUUAGAACAUAUGCGCAAAAUGUACAC
Sceloporus undulatus (fence lizard) is the source of this 2339-nucleotide messenger RNA. It is a transcript of the gene DNAJB4, whose product is annotated as DnaJ heat shock protein family (Hsp40) member B4. The transcript is spliced from 4 exons. Gene Ontology annotation, molecular function: protein-folding chaperone binding. The record is from RefSeq and is a predicted model, not a curated record. Gene Ontology annotation, cellular component: cytosol. NCBI's taxonomy places the organism in Eukaryota, Metazoa, Chordata, Lepidosauria, Squamata, Phrynosomatidae. Bases 638 to 1657 code for a protein of 339 amino acids.